UUGUUGCUGGUAAGUAUUACGCGGGAUCUCCAGUUAAUCCAAAAUCUACUGUCCCGAGCUAUCACACCAAUUCUUCGCCUCCAGAGCUUCUGUAAUAAUUCUCAUUCAUCGUGUCUUUCUACAACCAUUGAAGCUGCUGCCGAAACCCAAAUUCCUCAUUCAAAAAUAUUCUUAAUCAAUUAUGAAGAGAUUGAUGGAAUUCAACCAUACGGCACAUUGUUGAUCGAGAGUUCGAGCCUAUAG
Messenger RNA from Acaulospora morrowiae, 243 nucleotides. The record is from the annotation of a GenBank genome assembly. Lineage: Eukaryota; Fungi; Glomeromycota; Glomeromycetes; Diversisporales; Acaulosporaceae.